GAAAAAAAUAGAAGAGAAUUAGGGCUGUCGGAGCUUUGAGAUUUGAUGACGGUGGAGGCGGGGCAAUGAGAUAACAAAUAUUAGAAGCUCUAGAAUUCAAGCUUUUGGCCUAAUUUUUAAUGUGAGGUCAGCAAUUUGUAUUCAAAUUGUAUAUACAAUGGGGGAAAGAGACCAAAUCAGCGAGUUAGCAGAUCCGAUACUACAUUACAUCCUCUCUGAUCAUUCAACUAAAGUUGCUUUUUGUACUUCCAUUUUAUCAAAAAGGUGGAAUUACAUUUGGAAUCGUGUCCCGGUCCUGGAUUUUGAGAAUACGAUUUGUGGAUUACGCAAUGCUUCAAAGGUCAAGAAGUUUAUGAUAUCCGUGGAAAAGAUUUUGCGUGAUCGUAACCAGGAAGCGAAUAUAAAGAAAUUCACUUUCAAGUGUAGAUUAUACAUGAAACCAUCUCGGGUAACAUCUUCUAUCUCGUUUCUACUAAAAUGUAAUGUUGAAGAGAUGAAACUUCAUUUAGACUCAAAAUCAUUCUCUAUUAUUCCUGCAUCUCUUUUUACUUCCAAGUCACUUAUUUCGUUACAUUUGAAAGAAACAAAGGUAACUCCCCGUGUAGGAUUUCCUAAAUAUAUCUCCUUGCCAAAACUCAAGAUUCUAACAUUGAAUGAGAUCACCUUUACUGGUAAGUGUGAGCAACUCUUUGCGGGUUGCCAUGUGCUUGAAGAAUUAAACAUAUGGGAAUGCACUUUUGCAAUGAGGGAAUUUUGUAUUUCUGCUCCUUUGCUGAAAACUUUGGUAAUUGAUAAUAGUAAAAGACAUGCAGCUGAAAUGGAAGACUGCAUUCUCAACAUUCAUGCACAUGGUCUUUUGUCUCUCAAAUACACGACUGCUGUUGCAAAGGACUAUGUUUUGUCCAACUUUGUAGCUCCAGUGGAAGCACAUUUUCUAUUUUCUCUUACCGGAGAUGAAACCAUGGAGCAAAAGGUAAAUCAAAAUGCUGCUGUAAGUAAGUUACUUGGAGCAUUUUCACAUGUCAAGUGUCUCUCGGUAAUUGCGCCACCUGUUCAUCAUCUCUUUGUAUCAGAAGAUUUGUUAAACAAGCUGCCUACAUUUCAUAAAUUGAAUCGGUUGGAACUAUAUCACGUAACGAGUGAUGGAACAGUUAUUGAAUUGCUCAAAGUAUCACCUUAUCUGGAGAAUCUUGUAUUUUGCCUUUUCGUGGAUGAAGACUAUACCGAUGGCGACGUUGAGGGGUUUCAUACUUCAUUUCCGCACCUGAAAUCAGUUAGCUUCGAGGUCGAGGACCAUGAUGGACAUCCAAGGGAGCUGAGAUGGAUGAAACUAAUUCUGAAGAAUGCCAUAGCUCUCGAGAAAAUGAGCAUUUGUUAUGACUUAGAAGGUCUGGAAAGGCGACAAGAAUUUAUGGAAGAGAUACGUAAUGUUCCAAGAGCCUCAAGUGUUUGCCUUGUUGAAUUCUCCCAGUAAUGAUGCUGUUUUGAAGUUAGAUAGAGCAUUCCAGAACAUAGUUUCAGUGAAGUAGAGAUUAGUUUGUUUUAGUAAAUAAGAUGAUGGUUUAUCCUUUUCUGUUAUUCCUUUUUCUGAUAUUUUCAUGUUAUUUGACUGAUGAUAAUGUAACUAACAGCUGCCACCAUUCUUGCAGUUUCAUUGAUUUGCAAGGAUUGCCUCAGUGCUGGUUACAGCACCAUAGAACCACUGCUUGUUUGAUUAAAUGAUCUCAGCAUUUUGCUUUCUAGAUUUCACUGCUUGUUAAUUUUGCAAGGAUUGCCUCAGGUUUAAUUUUUGUUCUGCCUAGUACUACUGCAUCUCCUGCUGCAGCCAUAUUUCAGCUACAAGUUUAAACUUCUGCAACAUAAGGUUCGUCUCCAACUCGGUUCUACUUAGCUCACUGCCUUCCUCUUACAGUCAUGUAUGGUGUCUAACAACUACUUCUGAUCUGCAACAACUUUUUAUUUGCUCUCUCAUCAUGGUCUGUCAAAAAUAUUUUUUAUUUCUUUGGGCGGUUGUGUGUGCCGUAGAGGGAACAAGAUCAUUGUACCUUCAAGGCGACCUUGAGGGAGGGUAAUAGCACAUACUGAUGUGAAGUAGCUCCAUGCUUUGAAAGCGAAGUCGCAGUGAUGUGCUGCGCGCUCCUCUUCCAGCCCACACAUUAUACAAAGCCUUGAAUAUGCAUAAAAUAAUUGACUUCAAAAGUAAAUAUGCACAAAUUCUCAUGACAACUCAAAGCUGGAACCUGCCCACUACAAAUAGAGUUGCAUUCAAGUUCACACAACGAGCUGAACACAUCUUUUGAGAAGCACAGGGAAGUAUGCUACCUGAAACCAGAGGCACUCCAGUCUACAGAAGGCUUGUUCAACAUACAAGGACUGAAAGUCCGAAAAUUUUAUGGCUGAAAGGAAAAUAAAAAUAAAAAAAUCUGUCAGCUGUGGGAUUUGAACCCACGCCCUCGUUAGAGGACCAGAACUUGAGUCUGGCGCCUUAGACCACUCGGCCAAACUGACUUGUUGUCUUGUUGAUGCUUUAGGACAACACUAUUAUUGGGGCGUCACACUCUUUUAGAGGGGCUUCACCUGAAUCUUAGUAUCUAAAAAAUGGUAAUGAGAUAUCUUUCAUUUAGGUA
This is a messenger RNA of Papaver somniferum (opium poppy), 2627 nucleotides long. RefSeq names its product F-box/LRR-repeat protein At3g58900-like. Lineage: Eukaryota; Viridiplantae; Streptophyta; Magnoliopsida; Ranunculales; Papaveraceae. The coding region runs from base 158 to 1474 and encodes 438 amino acids. The record is from RefSeq and is a predicted model, not a curated record. Gene Ontology annotation, molecular function: protein binding. The transcript is spliced from 3 exons.